CGCAACGGUCACACCCACCUGCAUAAAAUCCAUUAUUCGCUGUGGCAAUUCGUAAAAAUUCGAAAGCUGCUCCGGAAAACCGGACCCUUUCACCUUGCUCUGGACCAGUUGCGCCAUCCUAAUAUCUCGCAAAAUGUCGAUCAAUCUCCGCACCGUUUACGCCUUCGCCCGGGAGAUGUACCCAAAGGUUUCCACGGAGCACAUUCAAUACGGAACAGCUGGCUUCCGCGGCAAGGCUGAGUUCCUGGACAGCGUGAUGUUCCGCAUGGGAGUUCUUGCCACCCUGCGAUCGAGGUAUCGCGAGGGCGCGGUUAUCGGUGUAAUGAUCACGGCAUCGCACAAUCCAGAGCCGGAUAACGGCGUCAAGCUGGUCGAUCCCAAGGGUGAAAUGCUGGAGGCUAGCUGGGAAUCGAUUGCCACCGAUCUAGUCAAUGUCAGCGACCAGGAACUGGAGCAACAUGUGGCCAAGAUAAUCAAAGAGAACAACAUCGAUGUGACGACGAGUUCUCAGGUGUUUGUUGGCAUGGACAACAGAUACCACAGUCCGCGAUUACUCAAGGCCGUAGCGGACGGAGUGAUAGCCCUGAAGGGCAAUGUCAAGGAGUACGGUAUUGUGACCACGCCCAUGCUGCACUAUUUCGUGGUAGCGGCCAACACUAAGGAGGCUUACGGGAAGCCCACCGAGGAGGGCUACUACGAGAAGCUGAUCAAGGCCUUCGAGCUGCUGAGAAACGGCCGACUGGAGAAUGGCAACUACCGGAAUAACAUCAUCUUCGAUGGUGCCAACGGAGUGGGUGCCCGCAAGAUGCUGCAGUUCAUUAAGCGCAUGAAGAGUUCCUUAAAUGUGACGGUUAUCAACCAGGGCAUCGGCCCCGGCAAAAUCAACGAAGACUGCGGUGCGGAUUACGUUAAGGUGCAGCAGAGGCCGCCGAAGUCCAUGCCUGAGGUGGCACCCUUUACCCGUUGUGUAAGCGUAGACGGAGAUGCCGAUCGUGUGGUGUACUUCUUCACCAACGACAAGGCCGAGUUCCAGCUCCUGGAUGGCGAUCGCAUUGCCACCUUGAUUGCGGGUUACCUAAUGGAGCUGGUCACGCAGGCCGAGAUCGAUCUGAGGCUAGGCCUGGUGCAGACAGCCUACGCGAAUGGUGCCUCCACCGAUUAUAUAGUCAACGAACUGAAGUUCCCCGUCUCCUGUGUUCCCACGGGAGUGAAGCAUCUGCACCACAAAGCCCUGGCCUACGACAUUGGUGUCUACUUUGAGGCGAACGGCCAUGGAACGAUUGUGUUCAGCGACAAUGCGAAGACAACUAUUGCCAAGGCUGCGGAAACCAAAGAGAGUGCCAAGACCUUGCUGCUUCUCAUCGAUCUUAUCAACGAAACCGUUGGCGAUGCCAUCUCCGACAUGCUGCUGGUCGAAACGAUCCUGAACCACAAGGGCUGGGAUGUCCAGGAUUGGAUCUCAUCCUACAACGACCUGCCCAACCGACAGCUCAAGGUGAAGGUGCAGGACCGAAACGUAAUCGAGACCACGGAUGCGGAGCGAGUGUGUGUCAAGCCGGAGGGUCUGCAGGCGGAGAUCAACAAGGUGGUGGCGAACUACAAGAGGGGUCGCUCCUUUGUGCGCCCCUCUGGAACAGAGGACGUGGUCCGAGUCUAUGCGGAAGCGUCUACAAAAGAGGACACGGAUAACCUGGCCUACGAAGUCGGAAUUCUGGUGCAAAAGCUUGCCGGCGGUGUGGGACCCGAAUUGACGAAGCCAAGCAGUGCCCAUCUUUAAUCCUAAAAACGUACCAACCUCAAAUCGAAGUAAAUCGAUCAUUGACACAGGUCCUGAGCAAUAAAUCUCUUUACUCUAAGGUGCUCAAUACUUACGCCUAAUUUUACGAAAAAGUCUUAAAUUUCAAAUGCAUUUAUAUACCUGUAAUUGUUCUACUGUCUUCUGUGUUCUAAAGAUGAGAUGUGUUUUUUAUACCACUAAAAA
Molecule: messenger RNA, 1981 nt
Organism: Drosophila serrata
Lineage: Eukaryota; Metazoa; Arthropoda; Insecta; Diptera; Drosophilidae
Gene: nst
Product: phosphoglucomutase 3-like protein nst
Biological process (GO): carbohydrate metabolic process; UDP-N-acetylglucosamine biosynthetic process
Molecular function (GO): phosphoacetylglucosamine mutase activity; magnesium ion binding
Source: RefSeq, a predicted model, not a curated record